Molecule: messenger RNA, 2137 nt
Organism: Nyctereutes procyonoides (raccoon dog)
Lineage: Eukaryota; Metazoa; Chordata; Mammalia; Carnivora; Canidae
Gene: ZBED2
Product: zinc finger BED-type containing 2
Exons: 2
Coding region: 900-1553 (217 amino acids)
Molecular function (GO): DNA binding
Source: RefSeq, a predicted model, not a curated record
GGCAGGAGUCAGCUAACCACUGCCCACAGCACGCAGGAGCACUCAUCCUGCCCCAAAGCCUUCAGAGACCAGUUCAGAGCCUUGCUUGCCUGUGACGGUGCCAGGGAAGGUGCAGUGUAAGCUACUUGCUGAGGACGGUCGGGGGACAAGUCUGCGGAGAUGUGCUCCACCUCUUUCUCCUCUGUGCCAGCCAGCUCCUCCUGUUGAAAAUAGCUAAGCCUGCUGUUCGGGAUUCUUAGAACCGCAGCCCCAGAGGGACCUCUCUAGGGGCAAACUGACCCCACACACUGGGAACUUUAUUACCUAGAGCUUGGCCUGCCCACUGCAGCAGUUCUCAGGAAGUGCAAGUGUCUCCCACAACAGCAUCUCUCCGUGCUUGCUUCUCCCUCCUCUGAGGAAGGGGUGAGGCCCCAGCCCUGGGGGUCCCGAGCAGCCUGAGGGUUCAGAGCCUCUGAAACCUGUCUGUAGGCACCCCGGAGCACAGAGCCAGUGGAGGCGGCCAGGAGAGAAUCAAGAGAAAAAUCUAAAAUUUUCAAUAUUCAGAAACACACGUGGUGGCAGUUGGUGUAGAGAACACCGAAGUCACUGAAUAACUGUGUAACUGCUGGACUACCUUGUUUUGUCUUUCUGGUCCAGACAAGGAGGGAUCGGUCCGGAUCUGGGGCCUGCGGGGAAUGUCCAUGGGAGCCUCAGAGGCCAUUUCGCGUGGCUCUGACUCACCCUGACUCUCCCGUGGAGCGGAAAGGAGGCAACAUCACGCCACUCAGGUGUGGCCAGCCUUUGACCAUUGUUGUGAAUCCCCAGGAGUCACCACAGGCCCUUCCCGAUUACUCAUUUCACUUUAGCCGUGGUUCAGCUAAGACUUUGGGCUCAAGGAAAGCCGUAGAAGAGGAGACAGGAUGAGGCGGGAAGACGAGGAAGAGGAGGGAACCAGGAUGAAGGCAAAGGGAGACCUAGAGAUGAAGGAGGAAGAGGUGGUCAGUGAGAAGGGAGAGCUGGUUGGCCCUUUCGUGAGCACCAUGCCCACCCCUAUGCCGCACAACAAGGGGACCCGGUUUUCCGAGGUGUGGGAGUAUUUCCACCUGGCCCCCGUUCGCGCUGGCCACCACCCCAACCAAUAUGCCACCUGCCGCCUGUGUGGCAGGCAGGUGAGUCGUGGCCCUGGGGUUAACGUGGGCACCACAGCCUUGUGGAAACAUCUGAAGAGCAUGCAUAGAGAGGAGCUGGAGAAGACUGGCCAUGGUCAGGUGGGGCAGCGCAAGGACCCGAGGCCCCAGGGGCCACAGCUCCCCGUGGGUAUUGAGGGCGACUGGGCCCGGCUCCUGGAGCAGGUGGGGGCCCUGGCUCUGUGGGCCAGCCAGAGGGAAAAGGAGGUGCUUAGGAGGGAGAGGGCAGUGGAAUGGCGGGAGAGGGCAGUGGAAAGGAGAGAGCGAGCCCUGGAGGAGGUAGAGAGGGCCAUCCUGGAGAUGAAGUGGAAGGUGAGGGCUGAGAAGGAAGCCUGUCAGAGGGAGCAAGAGCAGCCUGCCGUGGCUCAUCCCUUCCAUUUUGUUUAAUCAGUUGGGGAGGUAUCUGUUCCGAAAACACAGACUUCAGGCUCACAGCAAAGAGCCACUUUAGCUUAAGUUGAAAGUAUUUUGUUUUUAAGAGAAAGCGUGCAUAGUAUGAGUUACUCUCAGCAGGUGUAAGUUGACCAAACACCUUUCUACAGGUUUCCUGAAGCUGUCCUGAUCAAAACGUAAAAAUGUAUUGACUGAAGAUAAAUGUUGUUUUGCCACCAUGGGUCUGCGAGUUUGGGUGCAGAAUGUACCAUCUUGUCAGUGUUGAUGAGUGAAAAUAACAGGAUUUAUGCUCAGCACUUGGUUUUGGUGGAGGUGACGGUUCUGAGAGUUGAGGCUGGUGGGGUAGCUGGAAUGUGCCUAUGUGACCAGCUCACUCUAACAGGUGACACCAGGAGCAGAGCCUAGGCUUCCUGGGGCCCCUGCGUUUGCACCCAUCCUGGUGGUGAGUUGAGAACUGGGUACAGAGCUUGUUUUGUGGGGCCCCGCUGUGGAAGGACACCGAAGCUUGGGCCUGAGAUCUUGGGACCCAUCUUUCUCUUGUGCCACCUGCUCAUAUUAAAGCUGUGCCACCAGCAGAA